Molecule: messenger RNA, 1239 nt
Organism: Limulus polyphemus (Atlantic horseshoe crab)
Lineage: Eukaryota; Metazoa; Arthropoda; Merostomata; Xiphosura; Limulidae
Exons: 2
Coding region: 272-1174 (300 amino acids)
Source: RefSeq, a predicted model, not a curated record
UGACGGGGUUUUGUGCACUUCGAGCGCCCCCUAACCGCUAGGUCAUACUAGGCCUACUCACAUUAUACUCCAUAUUUGUAAAGCUGUGUUACGUCUGAUGAUAUAUACUUCGUGUAAUUUAUCGGUUUGUAUUGAUGGUGUCACAUGGCACAACAGAUUAAUAUAGCUUAAAUUCAUAUUUUGGUGGAUGUUAACGAUAAUAUAUCUUGUGUAGUCAGUUGUUUUCUUUUCGAUAGUUUCAAUAAGUUUUUCAAUUCUGUAGUUUCUUCUUAUGUGGCGACUUGCGGCUAAGUAUCAGCAUCUUUCAGAAACAUCGGUGGGUGCUGAGUUGUACCAGAUCAUGAAGGAUCACGUCCUCGAGCCAUCUUCCUCAGAUGUCGGUAGACAAGAAGUUAAGUCGAAACCCUGUUGCGCAAAGCAUAAGGACACUUACGACAAGGAAGGUUACGAGGAAAUAGUAGAUCCUGUUCAGAGAGCCAAGAAGUCUAAAUUGGAGAGGUACUCGAUGGUGGCUGAUAGAAUAAAGCGAAGAAAAAGACCCACUACGAAAAGAGAAUGGCUAGAUAUUUACCGGGAAAUCUUCAAAGGAAUUGGAAUCCCAAAUGAUAAACUGGAAAAUCGUGACUCUUGGUUUUCUGCGCGUAAAAAACCAACAAGAAAUAUAGACCUAUCGGAGGAAUCUGAUAUGAUAAAGGACUUCUGGACAGCUGGACAUCGAGGAAUAUCCGAAGGAAUUCAUCCGUCAAGAGAUGAAUCCACGAAAAUAACUAAUCGUCUAGCUUCAAAACAAGACAAAGUGGGAAAACCAGGAAAACCAUCCAGCAGUGGUAGUCCUUUGGAAAUAUUGGAGGAAAUAUUUGAAGGGGCAGGAUAUCCCAGAGAAGAAGCCAACCGGAAGGCUGCUUGGAUCAAUAUACAUAGAGUGAUAUUUCAACAAACUGGAUACUCAAAAGAAGAAGCGUGUAAAAUAGCUGUUCUAUUAGCUAUAAACCGUGAGAUUUUCGAAGGAUCGGGACAGUCUAUUAACGAAGCUGUAAGAAGGGCUGCUUGGUUAGCCAUGCAUAGAGAUACUCUGGAACGAACCGAUAUUCUGACUGAGGAGGCUGCCAGAAGUACUGCGUGGCUGUCUUUGUGUCGAGAACUUGUGGAGAAUGAGACUACGUCAAAAAGCUAAGUUAUAUCCAGCCAUAUAUCUCAAUACUAUUACUUGUUUCUCAGUAUUUUUUUUUAUAAAACUAA